AUGCAUCAAAAGUUUGAAUCCAAAGGCAAAGUUUGCGUCACUGGUGCAGCUGGUUUUCUUGCUUCCUGGUUGAUCAGGCGACUCCUCUUGUCCGGUUAUCAUGUCAUAGGCACAGUUAGGGACCCAGGAAAUAAUAAGAAAUUAUCGCACCUAUGGAGUCUGGAAGGAGCAAAAGAGAGGCUGCAAUUGGUGAAGGCCGAUCUAAUGGAAGAGGGAAGCUUUGAUGAUGCAAUCAUGGGUUGUGAAGGCGUCUUCCACACUGCUUCGCCUGUGCUGAGAUGGCUUUCGUCUGAUCCAAAGGCUGAAAUCUUGACCCCUGCAAUUGAGGGUACAUUGAAUGUGAUGCGUUCAUGUAAGAAGAAUCCAUCACUAAAACGCAUUGUACUCACCUCAUCUUCUUCAACGGUAAGGGCAAGAGAUGAUCUCAACCCGAAUGUGCCUCUGGACGAGUCAUCUUGGAGCUCUGUGGAAAUUUGUGAGAGACUCAAGAUAUGGUAUGCUUUAUCGAAGACCUUAGCUGAAAGAGCAGCAUGGGAGUUCUGCAAGCACAACAACAUUGACCUAGUGACCAUUCUUCCCUCAUUUGUUAUUGGACCUAGUUUGUCACCUGAUUUAUGUACCACUGCAUCUGAUGUCCUUGGCUUGCUUAAAGGGAAAACUGAGAAAUUCCACUGGAAUGGAAGGAUGGGAUAUGUUCAUAUUGACGACGUCGCGCUCUCCCACAUCCUUGUUUACGAGCAUGAAAAUGCUUAUGGAAGGUACCUCUGCAGUUCAAAAGUUGUCGAUAAUAAUGAGCUAGUAGAAAUGCUAUCGGCGCGCUAUCCAAAUUUUCCUAUCCCCAAGAGGUUCGAGCCACUUGAUAGGCCACAUUAUGAUUUUGACACCUCUAAGCUAAAGAGUUUAGGAUUCAAGUUCAAGAGUAUUGAGGAGAUGUUUGAUGAUUGUGUUGCAUCUUUGAUCGAACAAGGCCAUCUUUCUUCAGCCUAGCUACAACAACUAAGUGAAUCAUAUAUAUAUGU
Messenger RNA from Cornus florida, 1019 nucleotides. RefSeq names its product tetraketide alpha-pyrone reductase 1. Bases 1 to 987 code for a protein of 328 amino acids. The record is from RefSeq and is a predicted model, not a curated record. The transcript has 6 exons. Gene Ontology annotation, molecular function: oxidoreductase activity, acting on the CH-OH group of donors, NAD or NADP as acceptor. NCBI's taxonomy places the organism in Eukaryota, Viridiplantae, Streptophyta, Magnoliopsida, Cornales, Cornaceae.